Priapulus caudatus is the source of this 917-nucleotide messenger RNA. RefSeq lists its product as uncharacterized. The coding region runs from base 1 to 531 and encodes 176 amino acids. The record is from RefSeq and is a predicted model, not a curated record. NCBI's taxonomy places the organism in Eukaryota, Metazoa, Priapulida, Priapulimorpha, Priapulimorphida, Priapulidae. The transcript is spliced from 10 exons.
AUGUUGGAGCCAGAGCCAGCAGUUGGCAUUGCCUUGAGGUUUAUGUUCCCGAAUGGACUGUCGAUCAACAGAAUUUUCAUCUCUGAUGUUUCACAUCAGGACGUGUAUCGCUUUGUGGGGUGUCAGGAAAGUACCCCAAGACAUUUCAUUUUGAAAUAUCAUUCGAGUGGGGGAAUUAGAGAACUUGACGGAUCAAGUACCAUAGAUGGAAACCUCCGUUUAUUUGUGCACCCUGUUGCUAGUGCUCGAGUACUCCGUUCGCAGCCUCCGAGUACCAGUGCCACAUUCUCUGCUGACCAUGCAUAUGCUGCCUCUCCUUUCAUUCCCAGUACUCCACUGCCUGAAGAUUCAGAAGUUAUUGCCUUACCUGCAAUGGAAAGCUGGUAUGAGGAUGCAGGAACACCCGAGGUCCAAAUCAGGCGACAAAGGCCCCUAGCACAUGGUAGCACUUUGCCAGUGUCCCAAAUGGAAAAUGAUUCCACUCCAUCCUCGUCGCAUACACAAACUCGACAGGAAGUUCAAGACAGGUGAUGCUUUCUCUUUUAAACAGAGGUGAAAAUGUUUUAAACGUUACCUGCUCCCCAACUUAACGCAGUCCCGUGGAUUGGUGAAUUUCUGCCAUGCAUGCAUGUUCACAUUUUCGCAACUUGCAUAGUGCCAAAGUAGAAAAACUAUCGGCUCGCAUCGUAACUUUGUUCACAUUAUGAAUAUGGAGAAGUUGGAAGCUUGCCAGGCUGACCUUCAGCAUUGGUUAAGUCUCCUUCACAUAGACUCUGGCGACGAAGUCGAAGAUCUAUGGAUUGAGGAGAUUCAGGCAGCUGCGAGGGACAGGAAAUGUGUGGCGAUUCAAGGUACAGAGGCAGAUAUAGAGAUGACUGUUGCUGCGAUACACCAUCUCAUUGUUAGGAUAAGCAGUG